Molecule: messenger RNA, 1862 nt
Organism: Magallana angulata
Lineage: Eukaryota; Metazoa; Mollusca; Bivalvia; Ostreida; Ostreidae
Exons: 2
Coding region: 126-1772 (548 amino acids)
Biological process (GO): positive regulation of DNA-templated transcription
Cellular component (GO): nucleoplasm; chromatin
Molecular function (GO): ubiquitin-protein transferase activity; zinc ion binding
Source: RefSeq, a predicted model, not a curated record
CAAAAUAUCGAAAAUUCCGUCACGUGAUCACAUUCCGUUAGAGAUCAGACAUGUUGGGGUGCAGAGUCUUCUGCUGAGAAGAAAAAUUUCCCAGGAUAUGUACUUUCUUUUAACUACGAAGAAUUAUGGAUCCUGAGGACAGUCUCCAGGAUGUAAAACGAUGUGACGCCUGUAAAACAGCAAUAGUACAGAGCUAUUGUGACAUUUGUCACGUCAGCCUAUGCAAGCUUUGUAUAGGUGAACAUAUUUCAGAUGACUAUGACAAUCAUAAAGUAGUCUCUUUUAGACAUCGAAAAUCAACCUUGAUUUAUCCGAAAUGUGAAAAACAUCCACACAAAAUAUGUGAACUGCAGUGCAAAGAUUGCAAAAAGUUUGUUUGUUCUUCAUGCAUGACGUCUAACCAACACAAAGGGCAUGACUUUGAAGAAGUUUUGGUAGUUUUUAAGAUAAAGAAGGAAAUGGUUAAAAAUGAUUUGGAAGAGAUGGAAAAAUCAAUUUCUCCUUCCUAUGAAGAAAGUGUACUUGACUUGGAAAAUCAACUUGCCAACCUGAGCAGAGAAUAUGAGAAACUUACAUCAGAAAUAUCAGAAAAAGGGGAGCAAUGGCACAAAGAAAUCGACAUCGUUAUAAACAAAAUGAAAACUCACAUUAUUGAGAUAAAACUGAAACACAACGACAUUUUACAGAAAUAUUUGGAUGAAAUCAAAAAGACACAGCCUCUCAUAAAGCAAACAUUACUGGCAUUAAAGGCGAUCGAAAAUUCUACUGAAGUUUCUACAGUUAUUGAGUACAGUUGGGAAAUCGGAGAGUUUAGCAAGCUUCCACCAAGGAUAAACGUAUGCCUCCCAGAACUCAUUCAAAAACCUAUAGAUCGUGAGCAAUUCUAUAAUUUCUUUCGAGAGAUCACACCUUUAUCAACUGACACAAAAUGGGACGUGUUGUCACAAAACAAUUUCGUCAGAAAACUACUGGAUGAACCAGAACUUGUUGCAACAAUACAGACCGGAGGUGUUAAUCUACGCAGUGUAACCUGUCUAAAUGAACACACGAUAAUAACGAGUGGAUUUGCCAAUAAUAUUAAAUGCUUUAACGUCAAAAUUUCACUUCUCGAAACAAUGAAACCUAAAUCGGAUAAAAUACCAAACGAUAUAGCUGUAGACAGAAAUGCAUAUUUAUUGUACUGUGAUGGGUCAUCAGGGAAAGUUUACCAGGUAAAGAAUGGACAACCAGAGGAGAUGGUUAUAUUACAGGGAUGGACACCUAUUAAACUGUGUGUCACAUCUACUGGUGAUCUCCUGGUUACCAUGUUCAGUAUUGAUCGGUCAAAAGUUGUCCGUUACUCGGGAUCUACAGAGAAACAAACCAUUCAGUUUGAUGAUGAAGGUAACCCUCUGUACUCAGGAAAUUCUCAAAUCAAAUACAUCACUGAAAACAGAAACCAUGACAUCUGUGUAGCUGACAAGGCGGCCGGUGCUGUAGUGGUGGUUAAUCAAGACGGGAAAUUCAAAUGGAGAUACAUUGGUCAACCCUUUACUACCACGGACGAGCCAUUUAAACCAUUUGGUAUUACAUCAGAUAGUCAGAGUCAUAUCCUGACAGCAGACGGUGACAACCAUUGUAUCCACAUUCUGGAUCAGGAUGGACAAUUUCUCCGUUACAUUGAUAACUGUGAUCUAAAGAAUCCUUACGGUUUGUGUGUUGACAAUAGCGACAUGCUGUUUGCCUGUGAGCAAUACAAAGGCACUGUUAAGAAAAUUAACUAUUUGAAAUAGAGACUUUAAGACUUCAUUUUAGAACAAUGAUCUUAAUCAUUUAAGACUGAAAUUUUUGUUACAUUUUUAAUAUACACGAUGUACAUGUAC